Paramecium sonneborni is the source of this 3170-nucleotide messenger RNA. Lineage: Eukaryota; Ciliophora; Oligohymenophorea; Peniculida; Parameciidae. The record is from the annotation of a GenBank genome assembly.
AUGCAAUCAGAUAUUGUUGUUUAUGAUUUAACUGUCUCAAAGAUAUGGUGUACAAUGUGUAGUAAUAAGAUAAAAUCUAGUUUUGAAGGUUAAAAAGGUAUAAAUUAUUUCACCAAAUUCAAGGUAUUUUGUAUGUUCAAGUGAAUGUAAUGGCUGAAAGAGUAAUCAUUUCAUUUAAUUAAUUGAUUAUGUAUUUAAAUUAUGCAUGUCUAUAGAACACUUAACUAAAUUAAACAAAUUUUGGAACAAAAUCACUUUUUUAUAGUAGGUUAACCAAGACUAAUUAAUACUGACUCCAAUUAAUUAAGGAGAUGUUAAUUCUUUUUUCCUAAUUCAAACUUCCCAUAACAAGAUUUGAAUUUAAUUAAAGACAAUCUUCGUUAAUAGUAUCAAGGUGGACUUGGUGAAAUUUAAGAAGAAAAUUUUAUUUAUAAUAAACAAGUAUAAUUUUAUUUAAUACAUUUUAAAAAGUAAGGUUAAUUAAUGAUGAUAUAAUAUUAACCAUUGUUGAUAUCAGGAUAGUAGAUAAAAUCAAAUAUUGAGAGUUUCAUCAAUGAAAAAUAGCCUAUAAUUCAUAAAAAUAGAUCUUUUUUUGUUUACAAUGCUCUACUUGAGAAAUUUAAGAAGAAAGAAGGAUAUAUAGAAAUUAUUACUUAUAGGAAAUUCAUUUUAGCAAUAAUUUUAAGUGUGUAAUUCUUAUUAUUUUGUUCAAUCAUGCCUCAUAUUGAUUAUUAUAACCCUUUCUUAUCAUAUCCUCAUGAAGAAUCUAUUUUUAGUGUUUAUUUAAUAGUCAUAUUUUUUAUGACAAGUUUUACUCUAAUUAUAUUUGGUACACCAAUAUAUAGGAAUGCUUAUCAAUUAUUCUUCAAAUAUAAGUAUCUCUAUCAUUUUUAUUAUUUAGAAUGUUUAAUAUGGAUACAUUAUUGACACUUGGUUCAUUAGCUGCAUUUUCUAUGAGUUUAUUUUUAAUAAUAGUAUACACAAUUGAAGGUAAUUAAAAUUAAGAGGAGAAGAUGAAUCAAGCUAUGUAAUUAGAAAGAAUAAUGAAUAUAAUUCAUGAUUUAGAAUCAGCUGGAUUAAUACUUACAGUAAUUACAAUUGGAAAAUAUUUUGAAGGAAAGGCUAAAUAAACAAUUUUAGAUAUGCAGAAUUAAAUAUUUCCUUAAGAUCAAUUACUAAAGACACCAAAUGUUCUUAAGGUAUAAGUAAAAAAUUAGGAUUAUGAUAUUAAUGUUUAAGAGAAUUGUGAUAUAUCUUUAUUAGAGAAAGGAGAUUUAAUAAUUCUUGAGAAGGGAAUGAAAUUAUUAUUGGAUGGAGUAAUAGUCAAAGGUACUGUAGUAGUAAUUGAUUCAAUUUGUUAUGGAUAAGAUGAUAGAUUUUCAGGUUCAUUAGGUACUAGAUUGAAAUCUGGUGCUGAUAUUUUAGAGGGUUCAUGUAUCUUUUAGAUUGAAUAAGUAAUUGAAUCAUCUAUGCUAUUUUAAAUAGCAGAAUAAUUAAAUUUAGCAUAAUCAGAAAGGGAAAGUAAGGAUUUAGGAAUUUCAGCCAUGUUAUAAUAAUUAUCGUAAAGAUUUGUUUUGGGAGUAAUUUGUGUUAGUCUAUUGGUGUUUUUUGUUUGGACAUUUUUAAUAGGAUUUGAAAUAGUAGAAAUUGAUGAAUAUUGUGUUUGGUGUUUUCCUUUUGAAAGAUCUAUUUCAAUAUUGGUUGCAUCAUGUCCUUGUGCUUUAGGACUUGCAGUACCAUCUGUUGUAAUCAUAACUUUAAAUUUAGCUUUAAGAUCCGGAAUAUUAAUAAAAAAGGUAUAUAAUAAUUAUAAUUCUUAGAAUACAAUAUUUGAAUUAAUUAGUAAAGUAAACUGUAUUAUAUUUGAUAAGACAGGGACUUUGUUCACAAAAGUAGAUCAUAUUGAAUCUUUUACUCUUUUAUCUAAGAAUCAAACAGAAAUUUGUUUAAAGAAUAAUGAUUAAACUGUAAUGAAAGUUAAAUAAUUCUAAAAAUCAUUAAUUAUGUCUGAUCCUAUAGAUACAAAAAGAGAAUUAUAAAUUUAAGAAGGAUAAAUAUAAUCAAAUCUUAAAUUUAAUUAGACAUUAUCAGUUUAAGAUUUAUGGUCUAUUAUUGGAGUUUUAGAAAAGGAUUUCCAUCAUCCAAUUGCAACAUUAUUAUUUAAAGAAUCUAUUUAAAGACAAAUUGGAAAAUAAAGUACAUUUGUUCUUACAGAUUAACCAAAAUUAUAAAAAAAUGGAAUAAUUGGAAAUGUAACUAGAACAACAGAUAAAACUUAGUUUAAAUGUUUGAUUGGAAAUCUUUUUCAUUUAACUGAUAAUGAAGCAAUACUAGAAGAUUAUAUAAUAAAAAAAUGUUAAUAUUUAGAAAGAAAAGGAAAAACAGUAAUAAUAAUGACAAUAGAUAGUAUUCCAGAAGUAAUACUAUGUUUGGAUAAUAAAACUAAUUUAAGACCUGAAGCUAAAGCUGUAAUAACAUAUUUAAGAGAAAAAUUGAAUAAGACUGUUUAUAUAUUAUCUGGCGAUUCAAAGAAGACAGUAUAAUCAGUAGGAGAAUAUUUAGGAAUUCCAUCUAUAUAUUAAUAUGCUGAAAUAGAUGCAGAAGGAAAAAAAUUUAUAUUAAAAGAGUUGAGUAAGUAAAAAUAAGAAGUUAUGAUGAUUGGUGAUGGAUUAAAUGAUAUUCUCUCACUUUAAGAAGCUUCAAUUGGUGUUGCUAUUAAUGCUAAAUCACAAUUAAAUCUUAUGGCAUCUGAUGUUAUAAUUUUAAAUGAAAAUUUAUGGAGUAUUGUAUCACUAAUUAAUUUGAUGAAAACAGCAUUAAAAGUAAUUUAUAUAAAUUUGAUAUGGGCUUUUGCUUAUAAUUUAUUUAUGGCACGUAAAUAUUAUUUAAAUAUAUUAAUUUUAGCUAUUGCAGCAGGUGUUUUCUAUGGACAAGGAUUAACGAUAUCACCUAUGAUAUCAUCUGCAUCGAUGUCUUUAUCAUCAAUUAUUGUUGUUCUUAUAAGCAAUUGUAUGAAAUUCAUCAAAUUUGAUCCUUCCUUAUCCUAUUCUAUUACAAAAAUACAUAAAUACAGAUUACAUGAAGAAUCUAAUCUCACAUUGGAUUCAUAUCUAGAAGUAGAUAAUACCCAAUAAUCUGUUCGAAAAGAAAGUGAAAAAACAAAUUAAUGA